GCUAUAUUGCAGGGCAUCAUCGUAGAGACAGAACCCGGUGCCUCAGCGUCUCAUAGACUGCCUACCAAGACUCAAUAUUUAAGUUUUCAGUCAAACGACGAGAGCAUAUCAAACGGUGUGUUCGGAGCAUAUGAAUUGAGGCGAAUAAUAUUCCAAACGAAGAUACGAAAAAUGAUGGCAUGCACGGAGAUGAUCACUAUGUGUCUCCAGUCAGCAAAACAGCAGCACCUGUACUCAAAGCAACAACAGCAGCUACUGCAGAGGAACCCUGACCAAGGACUUUCAAUUUUGCAAGACAUCUUUCGCCGCGCUGACAAAAAUGAUGACGGGAAGCUGUCCUUUGAGGAGUUCAAGACAUACUUUGCUGAUGGGGUGCUCAGCACAGAGGAACUGCAGGAGCUGUUCCUCAGCAUCGACAGGCAUCAGAGCAACAACCUCGAAACAGACAAACUCUCCGAUUACUUCUCUCAGCACCUGGGGGAAUACCUGAAUGUCCUCUCCACUUUGGAGAAGCUGAACCAUGCCAUCCUGAAGGCCAUGGACAAAACCAAAGAGGAAUACCAGAGCUCCUCCGUGCUGGGCCAGUUUGUGACCCGUUUCGUUUUGCGGGAGACCGCCAGCCAGCUGCACUCCCUGCAGACGUCGCUAGAGUGCGCUGUGGAGGCCGUGGAAGAGCAGAGCUGCCCGGGAAGGAAGGACGUGAAGAAGCUCGACGACCAGUCCGCACUGAGGAGCACCAGGAGGUGCGGCCGCCGGGCCCAGAAGAGCCUGUGUCUGUCUCCCACCGACCCCUACUCGGGCAUGCUCACCACAGGAGUCGCUGUGGAGCCAGACGACCACUGGAACUCACAGAUCAACAGACUCCAGCAGCUCAUCGACAAGCUGGAGUGUCAGAGCCCGAAACUGGAGCCCCUGAAGGAGGAGGACACAAUAUCCAGCUCGUGCCGAUCUAACAUCCUGCUGGUCCAGAGACAGCUGUCAGUGGCGGAGAAGGACAUCAGCGAGUUCCAGCGGGCGCUGAAGAGCUACGCCGACGCCACCGCCGACCGGAGCGACAACUUACAUGUGUCUAUACAGAAGCUUCCGGAGAAAUCCUGCUUCAUAAUGUAUGAGUUCUGGCAGGACCGUCUCUCCUGGAUGAGCCACCUGCAGUCCAACGCCAGCAAGGCCUUCCAGCGCUGCAUCAUCGAUGUGCUGGAGGACCCGGAGGUCGUGACCACCAUGCUGCUUCCAGCUUCCUGGUGGAUAAUGAAUAACAACUGACAACGCUAAGCAGCUGGCGUCACCGGGAGCCAAGACGAGAGCGAGAGGAUUCCAGUCUGCACCAUGCUCGUUCCAGGCCAUUAAGACAUCGUUAAGUGUGUGUGACCGCAUCCUGGACCACGCUGAAGACGCAGAGCAUUCGCUUCCUUUCUCCUUUCCGUUUGUUUUUUGAAAAAUGCAAGAGUGAGAACGGUCUUUACACACGGAUGCGUACGGUACGCUUUCAAAAGGCCAAAACCUGUUUGAGUUUAAGUCUUGAAGUUAGUUUUUUGAACAUCUCCAUUCCAGGCACAAACAAAUUCAGUUUGUGAAUUUGACACCUUUGUUAUGAGGCAUUUGGAUCUGUUUGAUGGCAGAAGACAUUUUCUAGGAUAGGUCAGUACCAUCCAUACAGGAAGAAAAAGCAUCAUGCAGGCGCGACAAUGAUACUGUACAUUAACAAUCCUAAAUAGCAUGAUUGCUGUUUGUGUCAUUAUGGCUACUUUUUUUAUUGUUGAAGCAAAGAGGUCUGAGGAAGAAUUCAGCUCACCAUGAGAUCUGAAUGUAGGGACUUAUGGCCAUGGUUUUGAAUCAAAUGUAACCUGGAACAGGCACUAUAUGAUAACUGCACCAGUCUAAAUACAGCUCUGUAAAUGAGGUUAUAGAAUAUGCAAGAUGUAAAAUAGUAUGCAUUUUAUGUCACUCUGUGCAAUGCGUAUUCACCGCUGAGGAACAGCAUAGCAACAACGAUAUCUUAGCUUGGUAGCUAGCAGCUUCUGAUAACAGAGCGACACCAAGUAUUAUGCACAUUUCAACUUUGCCUAACCUGUUUUCUGUUCUCUAUUGUUGACAUAUAGCUAAUCAGAAUAAAAUGAUGAUCUUUCCUGUUAAGAACACCUCAUGAAAUAUAUUGAUUUCUGUGCUUAGAGAUUUUACAUUCAUUUAACUUGUUAAGUGAGUUCUGUGUCCUAAAUAUGAUUAGAUUGUGUAGGCGCUGCUUCAGAAUUUCCCUUCCCUUCUGACAGAGAUGUUUUCUGUACGGGGACUGUUUGUGUAUUAAUUACAAAAUUCAGAGCAUGGCUGUGUGCACACAUUAAGUUGGCUGAUCAGUACACUGCUUCACACUACCGUCAGCUUAACAACAGAGUUUUCUCAAAGGACAUAGAUCUGAGGUUUAAGUGUUCUGUUGAGUAGAUUGUUAUCUGGAUGAAGAUGUUCGAUGCCCUCACAUCUCACAGUUGGUAUUGUGUCAGACAGCACAACUAUGAAAAGUAAAUGUAAUUAAGCUCAUAACCUUUGGGCCAGUGCUGGUUUAGCUGUAGCUAUGGCUCUGACACGUUUUUCUCCCGGUUAAAAAUAGGGACUCCUAACACUGCAUGUUUGUGUGAUCUCUGUGAAAGCACCAUGGCAUUGUAACACUUGUUCUGUACGUAAUGAAUCAUCAGCAGUCUUUUCGGUUACCUUAGAAUCACCAUUGCCGACAACUAAUCCAGAACAUUCUGUCAUGAGGUACAACAAUUGACUGUCCUUGAUGGCAGCUGCAAAUUGACCCGUCAAAAAUGUUACCUUUGCUUGCAUAUUUACUUAAGACAUUACCUGUUGAAGCCAUCAUGUUCAAUGCACAUCUGUUGCUUUUUUUUUUCUUUCUUUUGUCCCUUGUAACUUAAGGUUUUAAUGAACAUGACUAAAAAAAAUUGUCAGGACGUGAAGUUAAUAAAGGUAAAUGUUUUGAAAUGCA
Anguilla rostrata (American eel) is the source of this 2980-nucleotide messenger RNA. RefSeq names its product N-terminal EF-hand calcium binding protein 3 (gene necab3). The transcript has 13 exons. The record is from RefSeq and is a predicted model, not a curated record. Bases 172 to 1263 code for a protein of 363 amino acids. Lineage: Eukaryota; Metazoa; Chordata; Actinopteri; Anguilliformes; Anguillidae. Gene Ontology annotation, cellular component: Golgi cis cisterna; endoplasmic reticulum; cytoplasm. Gene Ontology annotation, biological process: regulation of amyloid precursor protein biosynthetic process. Gene Ontology annotation, molecular function: calcium ion binding.